Seminavis robusta is the source of this 552-nucleotide messenger RNA. The record is from the annotation of a GenBank genome assembly. NCBI's taxonomy places the organism in Eukaryota, Bacillariophyta, Bacillariophyceae, Naviculales, Naviculaceae.
AUGACUACUACUACUACUAGUGGUGAUGGCAGUGAAAGUGAUACCAAAGCACAAGUUCGACUAGAUGCUACCAUUGACUUGAAAACCGGCCGAUUGGUGAAAGUACCAUCGUCUAGUAGUGUUACGACCACUAGUGACGAAAGUUAUCCUGAGUGGUUCCUGGCAUAUGUCCCACAAGAAGAAGAUGGUUGUUAUUUGGAGGAUUUGGAUGGCUCGAUUGGGGACAUGUCUUCCGACAAGGUAUGCUGGUGGCACAUGGCCGAUGGGAAAGUGCUGGGGUUGCACCGGGGGCAGCUAGUGGAGUACGACGCCAAGACGUUGGCUCCAUUAGGCAUUGUCGUACCGGAAGAAAACCUGAGAAAUCGAGAAGUACUCGUGGUCCAAAACAAGACGACGUUAGUCUUGGUGGACGACAAAACUCAGGAAAUGGAAGUGGUGCACCCAAACACCGACGGAAGCUACUGGAGAAGAGUUUCCCGUAGCAAAGUCGUUCGUUUGGAAGAGCUGGCAAGAGAAGAAGUGGCGAAACGAUGGAUGGAGCAGAUGCAGUAG